AUUGCGCAGAAAACAAAUUAUCAUGGCAGAUUAUAGUAGGACCAUCUAUAUGACAAGGUCCAUUAUUUUGCUUUUUACAUGACAAACAUAUUAAACCUAAAUAAUAUUUUGAAAACUGAAACUAUACUUAAUAAUCUAUUUACACUGGUUGAUCUUUCCUCUCUAUCAAAGCAAAGAGUUAUAGCCACUUUACCAUUGCAUAAGAAAAAACAGAGAUUGUGUCAAAAAAAAAAAACAGAGAUGAGUAACUUAGCAGAGAGUAUUAAGCCACAUGCUGUGUUGAUUCCAUAUCCACUUCAAGGCCAUAUCAAUCCAAUGUUCAAACUUGCAAAACUACUUCAUCUUAGAGGCUUUUACAUAACCUUUGUUAACACUGAAUACAAUCACAAACGCUUGCUCAAAUCAAAAGGUCUUAAUGUUCUCGACGGUUUCACUGAUUUUAGCUUCGAGACAAUUCCAGAUGGUUUAACAUCAAUUGAUGGUGAUGGUGAUGAUGAUGUUACUGAAGACCUGGACUCUCUUCGUGACUCAGUCCGAUCAAACCUCAUCCAACCGUUUCGCGAACUUCUUGAUAGACUUUACGACUCUGCCACUUGUGGUCUUAUUCCUCCGGUUACUUGUUUAGUAUCUGAUAGUUUCAUGUCAUUUACCAUACAAGUUGCCGAAGAACUUUUGCUCCCAAUUGUUCUCCUUUAUACUUGUAGUGCUUGUACUUUCUUGUUGGGUUUGCACUUUCGGACAAUGAUUGAGAAAGGUCUCAUACCACUCAAAGAUGAAAGUUAUCUGACAAACGGAUAUUUAGACACUAAAGUCGAUUGGAUUCCAGGUUUGCGAAACUUUAGACUGAAAGAUCUUACUAGUUUUAUAAGGACUACAGAUCCAAAUGAUUUGAUGUUAGAAUUUAUCAAUGAAGCGGUAGAAAGAUUUCAUAGAGCAUCUGCUAUUGUUAUAAAUACUUCUGAUGAACUUGAGAGUGAUGUUAUGAAUGCUCUCUAUUCUAUGUUUCCUUCUCUAUACACUAUUGGUCCUUUUGCUUCAUUUUUAAAACAAAGUCCACAGAAUCAAUUGUCGUCGUUUGAUUCCAAUCUUUGGAAAGAAGAUACUAAAUGUCUUGAAUGGCUUGGAUCGAAAGAAAUGGCAUCGGUUGUUUAUGUAAAUUUCGGAAGCAUCACAAUUAUGUCUGAAGAGAAAUUGUUAGAGUUUGCUUGGGGUUUGGCCAAUAGCAAAAAACCUUUUUUGUGGAUCAUUAGACCUGAUCUUGUCAUUGGUGGCUCGGUUGUUUUAUCAUCCGAGUUUACGGAUGAAAUUUCAGAUAGAGGCCUAAUAGUCAGUUGGUGUCCACAAGAGAAAGUGUUGAACCACCCUUCAAUCGGUGGAUUCUUGACUCAUUGUGGAUGGAACUCAACUACGGAAAGCAUAUGUGCCGGAGUUCCAAUGUUGUGUUGGCCAUUCUUUGGUGAUCAACCAACAGAUUGUAGAUUUAUUUGCAAUGAAUGGGAGAUUGGAAUUGAAAUCGAUACAAAUGUGAAAAGAGAGGAGGUCGAGAAGUUGGUUAAUGAAUUGAUGGUUGGCGAGAAAGGAAAGAAGAUGAGGAAAAAGGCCAUGGAAUUGAAGAAGAAGGCAGAGGAGGACACAAGACCUGGUGGUCGUUCAUACAUGAACUUAGACAAAGUUAUUAAGGAGGUAUUGCUUAAACAAAACUAAAGAUUAAAGUGAAAUUUAAUUUGAUUUUGCAAGAAGUGUUGUACUAGAUAGUUAAUUGAUCUUCUCUUGUUAAAUUUAAUUCUAUGACUAGCAAAAAAAUGUAUUGUUUAAAAAAGUUAUAUGUAUGUGUAAGCUAUCACAAACCUUGUAUUUUGCAGUAUGCACUGUUUUAAUAUCCAUAGAGAUUAACACCAUGUGAAGUUUUAUAGAAUUUUCAUAUGGCUUGUUUUUGCUAUGUUACGAGUGGAUGUUCUUGUUCAUGCUGUUAAAGGAAAGUCUCUUUUGUUCUUUAUGUGAU
Molecule: messenger RNA, 2002 nt
Organism: Trifolium pratense (red clover)
Lineage: Eukaryota; Viridiplantae; Streptophyta; Magnoliopsida; Fabales; Fabaceae
Product: 7-deoxyloganetin glucosyltransferase-like
Exons: 2
Coding region: 79-1704 (541 amino acids)
Molecular function (GO): UDP-glycosyltransferase activity
Source: RefSeq, a predicted model, not a curated record